AUGUAUUUCCUUCCCAUACUCCCCCUGCUAGCUCUAACAACAGCAACUCCCCUCCACCCACAUCCCCAGCAACCCAAAUCCAAUAUCAAAUGCCCCAUCAUCUUCGACGGUCGAAUCUCCUCCAACCUAACCCUCCAAUCCUUUGAUACAGCCGAAGGCUUCACACCCUACAACCCCGACUUCGUCAAAGGCGAGAAUCGCACCUGGUCCUCCAUCCUUCUCUUCCCUUCACCCAAAACAGCCCCUCAAUCCCGCUUCGACAACCCUCGUCAACAUAAACCCCUCGAAGUGACCAUUGACGAUGGCUCUUUAUUCCGCGCAGGCGCGAACCUACAAACUGGUUUCCGCCGCGCAGGUCUCUUGCUGAAAGAGGAUCAGAACGAUGCUGGCGCCGACGCUUCGGACAAGGGCGUCGUAACAUUUCAUUGGAGUGUGAGACAAGACUCACACAGACCGUUGAACUUGAGUCACGAGUACAUGAACGUGUGGCAUGAGAAGGCCGAUUAUUCUGGAAAUCAGUUCAUGUUUGUAGGUGGUGUUGUGCUAGUUGGUGACGGCGGCACGGGAGUGGAUACGAAGAAAGAGAGGGAGAAUUGGAAAAUCCAGAAUGCGAAGAAUGACUUUGUGUUUACGACGCGCAUUCUCAAGGGAGAGUGGCAGAAUUUUGGGGUGCAGUUGGACAAUGUGAAAAACACGAUCAAGGUAUAUUACUCUACAGGCGACAAGCCAUUGAAAGCGGUCACCAAAGCUUUGCCGAACGACAAUUCUGGAGGCGGGCAAUUGCAAAUUGGUAUUGCGAAGAAGCCUACGGAGACUGAAACGGUGGUGUUUGAUGGGUAUCAAGAGCACAUACCACUGCGCGGUGAAGGUCAGAUUUAUGGAGGCAUUUUCGUAGAAGAUAGCUCGGGUGGGUGCGUUAGUGUAUGA
Alternaria atra is the source of this 927-nucleotide messenger RNA. RefSeq lists its product as uncharacterized. The coding region runs from base 1 to 927 and encodes 308 amino acids. The record is from RefSeq and is a predicted model, not a curated record. The transcript is spliced from 2 exons. NCBI's taxonomy places the organism in Eukaryota, Fungi, Ascomycota, Dothideomycetes, Pleosporales, Pleosporaceae.